UGCCACACUGCACACCGAGUAAAUUGUAAAUAUUUCUCUGGAACUGGAAUUCGGCCAAAAUGAAUUGUUGCAUUUGCCAGUUUUCUGUGCGUGUUUCAAAAAAUAUACAUACUGAAACAGUGGGGCGCCCGCCAGUUCUGCUCAGUGAAUUGGUUCUACAGUGCACAAAGGGCACCAACUACGAGCUGAGCGAUGAGGCGUCGACGAUAUGUAAAAAAUGCUGUGAGAAGCUGACGCGGUACCACAAGUCAGUACAAAUCGCCAGGAAGCUGCGUGCGGAGAUUCUGGAACUGAUAAGCAGUCCGUUUACCACAAAGGCCCUCAGAAGAGUGGCGUCGAAGAGUGACAUCCAGGUGGAGCACAUCGACCAAUUCGAUGAGGACGCUGAGGAGGAGGAGUACCUGGAACUGGAAACAGAGACAGUCGAGACAGAGACAGUCGAGGAUGCAGGCACAAUAACAGAAGAAGAAGAGGGUGAAGAGCAUUCCUUCAUCCUGAAGGAUGCGAUUAUCGAAGAGGAUGAAGAGCUACAGUCGGUCGACCUGGAGCUAAACAUCGGAAACGAAAUCAUUAUAAAUGAUGAGGAAGCCUUGGAGGAGGGGGAAAUGCAGCUGAAGGAUGAGGCAGGCGGAGAUGAACUAUUCAAGGAGGAGACCAUUAGUGACUUUGACGACCACCUGGAUAACACAAUCGAAUUUCUCGACUCGGAUGUCGAAGAUGAACAGGACCAGGACAGCUCCGGCGACUACACCGUAAACAUUCAGUGCCCGAGUUGCCCCGAGAAGUUUGGCAGCCGGCGCGGCUACAAUGCCCACACAAAGCGCGAACACUUCCCGGGCUAUGUCUGUGAUCAGUGCGGGAAGACCUUGCAAUCGUAUUCCGGCUUCAUUGGUCACCUGCAGAACCACGAGCCUGUCAAACAGUUUGCCUGCCCCGAGUGCCCCGAGCGCUUUAGUCGCAAGUUCCGGCUGAAGCAUCACAUGGCCUGGCACACCGGAGAGACGCCCUACCAGUGCGAGGUGUGCUCCAAGCGCUUUGUCCACAAGGUGGCGCUGUACAAACACAAAAUGAUACACGACAACGAGACGAAGCGACUGGAGUGCCAGGUGUGCGGCUUCAAGACCCGAACGAAAGCCCACUUGGAGCGCCACACGCGCUCCCACACCGGCGACAAGCCCUUCGCCUGCCCCAUGUGCAAUAAGCGCUUCUCUCAAAUGUACAACAUGAAGGCACAUUUGCGGGAACACGAGACUCCUGGCACGAACAGACAUCGGCGCUUUCACUGCUCCAAAUGCACUCACACCUUUAUCAAUGAACAGAACUACGUGAGCCACGUAGAACGGGACGACUGCACCGCUGUUUAGUAGAGAUUUUAGUGCAUUACGUGGAGCAGAGCCUUACAAUUAGAAUUAAGCGAGGGAAGGAGCAGUCAGUGGCUGCUCAAAUCCGAUGGAAAUUAGUUCUCUCAAA
Drosophila subobscura is the source of this 1470-nucleotide messenger RNA. It is a transcript of the gene ZIPIC, whose product is annotated as zinc finger protein. The transcript has a single exon. Bases 60 to 1364 code for a protein of 434 amino acids. The record is from RefSeq and is a predicted model, not a curated record. Gene Ontology annotation, biological process: regulation of transcription by RNA polymerase II. Gene Ontology annotation, molecular function: RNA polymerase II transcription regulatory region sequence-specific DNA binding; DNA-binding transcription factor activity, RNA polymerase II-specific. Gene Ontology annotation, cellular component: nucleus. NCBI's taxonomy places the organism in Eukaryota, Metazoa, Arthropoda, Insecta, Diptera, Drosophilidae.